Messenger RNA from Orbicella faveolata, 3549 nucleotides. RefSeq names its product carbohydrate sulfotransferase 11-like. Gene Ontology annotation, molecular function: sulfotransferase activity. Gene Ontology annotation, cellular component: membrane. The record is from RefSeq and is a predicted model, not a curated record. Lineage: Eukaryota; Metazoa; Cnidaria; Anthozoa; Scleractinia; Merulinidae. Gene Ontology annotation, biological process: carbohydrate biosynthetic process.
AGGAAUCUUGAAACCUAACUUUAUAAUACAGCGACGUCGAGUAUUUAUGCCGGCGUGAUUAUCAGAGAGAAUUGACGUGAUUUCCUCGACAACAGAUGGCGCUUUGCAGACGUUUCAUUUUGUUCUGCUUCACGUUAUUGGGGAUUUUUGUAUUAACCGUUUAUCUGCUUCUGACGCGCGCUAUAACAUUACGGCAUAGAGGUCCCAAUUCCAUGGAAACAUUACUAUCUGAAACACUCACUCCACAGGUGGACGUUGAUCUACAGAUUGAGGAAAGACUAGAGGAGAGGAAACGACGCUUAAAGAAGUUCUGUGAAUCCUACAAGAAGAAAAACGAACAACUCGCGAAAGAAAGCUACCAUCACGUUAUCGUGAGCGAGAAAUACAAGCUGUUGUAUUGUUACAUACCUAAGGUGGCGUGCACGCAAUGGAAGAAAAUAUUUCUCAUUCUUCAUGACAAAACACAAGGAAUUCAAUACAACGAACACGAGAAGUACCACGAGAAAUGGCGAUUUAAUUAUCUAAGCCAAUACUCUGAAGGAGCGAUUCAAAGACGACUUCGACAUUACUACAAAUUUCUCUUCGUCCGAGAACCGUUUGAAAGACUGUUAUCGGGUUUCGAGGAUAAAUUUGUUUCGAAUAUUUGGAAUUGGGCCGAAACCCCGCAUCAUACCAGCGAGAUCUUAAACCGCUAUCGCAAAGAGCAUCCAAAUACUACCGGCGAUAUAACAUUAACAAAGUUUAUUCACUACGUUUUAAGUCUAAGAGAUGAAGCUAGAAAUGAACAUUGGCGAAGUUACCAAGGUCUUUGUCAUCCUUGUGCUGUUGAUUACGAUUUCAUUGGUCAUUUUGAGAACUUACGGCAAGAAGCCCCGUACCUUUUGAAGAAGACAGGAUUGGAUAAUAUCAUCGCUUUUCCACCGAUAAAAUCGCUGAACACCUCGAGGAAAGUACUCGAAAGAUAUUCCGAGGUACCGAAGCACAUGAUUUUACAACUGGGAGACGCCUUUAAAAACGACCUUCAAAUGUUUAACUAUCCAUUUCCUGGUCCUCUCGCAGCGCUGAAUAUUACCAGCGGAUAAAAAUCUGGCAAACAGUCCCGUGACCAUACUCACAUGAGACCAGAAGAGAUGACCAGUUAAUAGAGCAGAGGCGUGCGAUAACUGAGGGUUAAAACGGCAGUGUUUGUAUAUGUGGUUGGAGAGGGACCUUGCAAAAAUAUUAAAGUAUAUGCCAACAGGAAUGCCCCUACGCAGAGUUUCAGCUAUUGUCACGACUCUGCAAAUCCAAAAUCUCCAGAUAAAAUUAUAGACAUCAAGUUAAUGUUUUUAUUUAAAAAUAGAAAAAUAUUAAUAAUCUUCAUUUACCAACGGCAGUGUUUCUUGCAGAAAGGCCAGUGAGUCCGAGCAAACAAAUGAAACAAAUAAUUCAAAUUUAAAAAUAAUAUUGUGACGAAUUAUACUUCUACAAUAACAAUGAUUCGCGGUAAAAUUGUAGAUUGCCCGUGACAGUGACAUUGCCUUCACUGUUGUGUCUUUUAAUGGCAGUUAUAGUUGGUUAUCGUAAUUACUUUGCUGCUAGUUUUACGACACUCCGUUAAAACCUACUCUACGGGACGGACCAUUAGUUUUUGAGAAGGGUCGGGUGGUUGGGCAAUUUCCGCACCCUCCAUCCCCCCCCCCAAAAAAAAUAAUGCGCAGCUUAAAGUGCUGAAAGAAAAAAUCGUGCAACGGGAGCUGUGAUCGAGAAAGUGCUUUCCGCUAACCAGGUCCUGUGUUUGACUUUAAAAAAAAUAUAUUGCCGAACCCGUUCCCCCUCCCCCGUCCCCCCUUCUCAAAAAAUAAUAGUCGAUCCCUACGUCAGAAUGGACAAAAGUUCUCAUAAAGUUCUUUUGCAUUACAGCCGGGUGAAUGGCAUAUUGCAGUUGUAAUUAUUUUCGCCAGUAGCACGUCGUUUUAUGGCAAUAAACAGAUAAGUGCUUCCCCAAACUGUUACCACUACCAUGUUUAUCACCGCCACCAGAAUGUGCCUCUUCCAAGUUUUGCGCCAAACCGCCAUGAUGGGCAUGUUCUGGUAGCGAGUUUCAAUGGCUAUUGACACACUGGUGAAAAACCACUCAAUGGCCAGUGUAACUGAUGUAGUGAUGGCAAACGACUGCAGCAGGGGCAAGGGAGAAUUGUCGCUUGUGUAAAAAUACUGAUAGAGAUACAGGUAGCCAUUCACGGAGAUAAUAGCGCUUGAUUCAUACAGCAUGCUCAUGAUGUUAAUAUCCGCUCCCAGUCUCUCGCGGCGAGGAGUACGGAACCCUCCCCAGGGAACUUUUCUUCUUUCGAAAACCUGAUGGCUUAUGUGGUCUAUUAAAACCGUAGUACUACGUUCAACGACUUCUGCUACGCCAUGGAUUACUCCAAUUACGACAACGGAUUGGAACUUAAAUAAUCUGAGAUCCACUUGUAACAGUCUCAGCAUUACCGCUGCCCCACAGUACAGUGGGACCAACAGCACGAAUGAGGUUCCUGGAUGACUGAUUCGCGACAACCGCUGAACACAAACUCGCGACACUACUUUGACAACAAGUGUUAUAAGGGGAGUGAAGAUUGCAAUUACCAUUUUUCCGCUUUUCCCUUCGCCUCUGUAGGUUGGGUAGAUCAAAUAAGCGAUAAUAACAGCCAUGAAAUAUGAUAAGAUACAAGGAGUUGUAGUGAGCAGGAACAUUCUGCAGAGCACCUUUCGGGGGCCUUGGCAAAGAUGCUUUACAAUCAUACACGCUUGUGUGCAAACGCACAGAAAAAAAAGAGCUAUCAAAGGAAUUUUCUGUGUAUUCGUCAACUUGGUGCGAGUGAUUCCAAAAGCUUGAAAAAAAAUGCGAUAAGCCGCAUCCAUAACGUAGAAGGUCAAACAUAACAGGAAGAGUUUGAGCUUAAGUCCUGAGAUCUGAAACGAUCGAAAGUAAAACAGAGUGUUUAGAAAGAACCAGUAAAAGUAAGCGGAACAGACGAUCACUUCUGAAAUAGUCCUCAUCCAUUGGAGUUUCUCUGGGAUCGACUUAGUGGAGAAACUUUCGCAUUUGAGCAAAGUUUGAUAGCUAAGGUAGUAGAUCAGAAUUGACACGAUUCCGACCAUGGUAGCACUCAAAAUUGAUAUCAGAAAUCCAAAAUAAAAUGAUUGCCAAAGUGAACGAAAAAGUGACGGUCUAAUUUGCUUCCAAGCCAUUGCUCUAUCUUUAGUGGCGACGUCCUGCGUUCGUUCUGUGUCUUCUGUGGAGGAGGCAUCGAUUAGCCUAGCAUGUACUCGACUAGACUCUAGAUUAUCAAACUCUGUUGCGUCACUGUUGCUGUAUUCUUGGUAAAUAAGAUCAUCUACCGGUUGACGGUACCAUUCGAAGCCCGUGUCCUCUAGAGGAUUGUAGCCGAGCAGGUGUGAAUUCUGGUCUGCUUCAUCCCUAAAGCUGUAGUGUUCGGCGACGCUGCGAGUGAAACUGUACACGAUGUGUACAAUGAUCUCUACAACGGUAUGGCCAACCAUAUUUACAUGGCAAGGAUCGAUAAA